AUGGUUGUGUAUAGGAAUUCAACAAAAUUUGAGUUGACUGAUAUGGACAUGCUUCAUCCGAUCCAAGUCGCUGCUGAAGGAAGUCCUCUAACCGGCCAGCGCAUCGUGGGGGGCCAAGAGGCAGAGCCGCACAAGUACGGAUACCAGGCUUUAGUUACCGACGAUGAAUCCUUCAUCUGUGGGGGCGCUGUCGUCGGUGAUAGGUUCAUCCUGACAGCUGCCCAUUGCAUAAAAAAUGUUGGAUCUUCGCUUCAUUUGGGCUCGGAAGAUUACACUUGGCACGCGCAGGUCUUAGUUCGCUCUGGUUGCCACGGGUGCCAACGUUACCGGAGGGAUUCAGGGGGCGGGAUGCUCCUUUGGCCGCCUGCCAGGACGCCUAACCUUCCCGGCCGAACCCCCAAGGAUGGUGGUUUACGAGGAGCAUUAACUGGAGCACCGGCGACGCUGUUGGCGCGAGGGCAGUGCUGGAACUCG
This is a messenger RNA of Penaeus vannamei (Pacific white shrimp), 474 nucleotides long. The record is from RefSeq and is a predicted model, not a curated record. NCBI's taxonomy places the organism in Eukaryota, Metazoa, Arthropoda, Malacostraca, Decapoda, Penaeidae.